AAACCGAUCGCGUUCAAGACUUCGAGUUUUUCGAUCUUCGAAAACCAAGACGACGGCAGUGUGACCAUUUGUUCGGCACUCGAACUCGUUUCGGUCCGUCGGCAGCGUUGACCGUGGCCCGCAGCGUGCGUCCGUCAACGAUAAUAUUAUUAUUGUACACUGUUUUCGUGGUGUGCGCGCGCGCGCUCAAGUGUGUAUAUUGUGUUUACCAUACGUCGUCAUUAUCAACGCGUAUCGCCCGAUUAUCAUUUCAUUACCAAUAAUAAUAAUAACAAUAUAAAAAGUAGUGUUAAAUAUUAAUAAUAGUGUUGUUGAUUUUGCGUACGCCAACGCUGGUUUAAUGUAACUUUGAAAAUCUCUCCGUUCUGUUUUUUUUUCUGGUUUUUCAAUCGAAAAACUAGCACGCGCGGAACUGGUUUCACGACAACAACCGCCGACUACUACGACGACGACGACGUAUAAUAAUUGUAUCGCGAGCUCGCGAAAACGAAUUCCGCGACGUACGCUGUUUGUGAAAUUUCCGUUCGUCACUGUUAUGACGGAUCGUCGUCUGACGACAUCCCGAUCCUCCCAAAUCCGUUCCGGUCGUCCGUGUUAACCCGGGAAUAGCGGUGGUCAAACAGUCAUUAAUUGCAAUAAAUCAAUGUCUUGUCACGGAUAGAUCGGAUCAAAUGGUCGUUAGCCAAUCGUUCAAUAAACACUGGAGAAAUGGAUCACGGGUAUCAAAAUACUGGCAGAACCCAUUUUGGAACAACUCCUCAACAAUUGGUUACACACUCGUUUUGCGACAGAGCUUCACCAGUGUCACCUGUCACAAACUUUGGAAGUUACUCUUCAUUUGUACAACACAUAAAAGAUGACACCAAUAUGAAUUCUUUACAACGAAAAGCACAAGUUAAAUUAAAUGCUAUGCCAUGGUUUCAUGGAAAAAUAUCAAGAGAGAUGGCUGAAGAAUUGUUAACACCAAAAGAAAAUGGCCUAUUUCUGGUUAGAGAGUCUACUAAUUAUCCAGGAGAUUAUACACUUUGUGUUUGUUAUGUUGGCAAGGUGGAACAUUAUAGAGUAAAGUAUAAAGAUAAUCAACUAACAAUUGAUGAUGAAGAAUUUUUUGAAAAUCUAUCACAAUUAGUUGAACACUAUCAAAAAGAUGCCGAUGGACUAUGUACACAAUUAACCAAGAGUUUACCAAAAAAGGGUAAACAAGAAUUUUGUAUAGAUACCAAAUCAUUUAUUGAUGCUGGAUGGGUUAUACAAGAGCAGGAAUUGCAGUUAAAUGAAACAAUCGGCAAAGGAGAAUUUGGUGAUGUAUUAUUGGGAGUAUAUAGAGGAGAAAAAGUAGCUGUGAAAAUGUUAAAAGACUCUAGUGUAGAAGCUCAAAAAUUCCUAACAGAAGCUUUACUUAUGACAUCUUUGAGGCAUGAAAAUUUGGUUGAACUUCUUGGACUUGUAUUAAAUGAAAAACAUUUAUUACUAGUUACUGAAUAUAUGGGUAAAGGAAGUCUAGUUGAAUAUUUACGCUCAAGAGGAAGACUCCAUGUCACCAAAAAGGAUCAAAUUAAUUUUGCCGUUGACACAUGCAGUGGUAUGGAGUACUUAGAGUUUAGAAAAGUAGUGCAUAGAGAUUUAGCAGCUAGGAAUGUUUUAAUAUCAGAAGCUGGAGUAGCUAAAGUAGCAGAUUUUGGAUUGGCACGUGAAGAAAAUUAUAUUGUGGAUGCUGGGAAAUUGCCUAUCAAGUGGACUGCCCCUGAAGCACUUAGACAAGGGGUGUUCUCAAAUAAAUCAGAUAUGUGGAGUUUUGGUGUUCUGUUAUGGGAAAUUUAUUCUUUUGGUCGAGUCCCUUACUCCAGAAUACCAUUAGUUGAUGUAGUUAAGCAUGUAGAAAAAGGUUAUCGUAUGGAAGCUCCCGAGUGUUGCCCUCCAGAAAUAUAUGAAAUCAUGAGACAAGCAUGGGAUUUAUUACCUGAUCGAAGACCAACAUUCAAAGAUGUUAAGACCAAACUAGCACAGUUAAAAGUUGUAACUAUUAACUAAGAAUUACAUUAACUAAUGUAAAAUAAUAUAUCUGUGCACUAACCUUGUUAAUAUCUGUAUAGUAUCAAAUUUAAAUUAUAUUUUACGAGCUAGUCUUUAUUUUAUCAACCUUCAGUAUUUUUUAUUCUUUAGUAUUUUUUUUGUUAUUAUUACUAUUAUUAUUGCAUACUAUUUAAUGUUUAUAUACAAUAAAUGCAUUUAGUAUUGGUUGAGGUAGAUUUUCAAACUUUUAACAGAGUUACAUAACUACUUCAAUUAUGAUAUUGAAUAAUGUUGGGUAUUUCAUAUUAAACAUAAAUGUUUUAUAACAUUAUGAUCACUUUAUAUUUAUUUAUUCUAUAUGGAAUCAAAAUCAUUUAAUCUAUAAAAUUUGGAAUCUUACUAUUAAAAAUAUAUAAAUUGAAUUAAUACACUUAUAAUAAAUUAAUAUGGGAUAUUUAUAUCAUAACAAUUUUGUAGGUAUUAACAUUUUAAUAUAUAUUUAUAUAUAUACAUAUAUAUGUGUGUAUACUGAUAUUCUGUUAAGUACAUUAAUUAUAAAAUAUUGCAAUUAAGUUUUUAUAACACUUUAUUUCUAUGUAUCUCAUAUCUGGUAUAUACAUGUGAUAAUUUAUUACAUCAGGAAUUAAUACUGAAUGUAUACACUAUUUUUAAAAACUUUGUUCAUUAAGUUAAUUUAUUUAUUGUGUUCUAAUUAACGUUUAAGUAUCUUAAAAUGAUUAAUCAAUUUUUGACCAAUACUAAGCAUUUUAGUAUUAAAUUAAUUUUGAUUGUAUUUCUAGCUUGAUGUUUUUCUGUGUUAGUUUUUUUCAAUUCUAUUAUUGUACAAUAUUUUAAAAUAAGAUUUUGUAAAAAAAAAAAAAACAUCAAAUUCUUAUUACAAUAAAAUGAUUAACUUUAAUACUCAAAAGAAAAAUGUAACUUAAAAGUUACAUUUUAUUUAUAUAUAAUGUAACUUAUUAUUUUUCUAGUAGACAAUUGUAAAAUUAUUAUUUAUUUGUCAUUGAACGACUUGACUGUUAUAAAUGUAUUUAUAGCAAUUGUAAUUUAUAUUAGAAAUUGGUUUCAAUUCUUAUCAAUUAAUGCUUUCUUUAAUAUUUAAUAGAUAAAUUUACAUAGUUUUUAAUUUGCUUCUUAUUUUUGAAUUUUUAACCAAGAAUAUGAUAAAAUAUAUUAUUGGUACUCUUCUCAAAACACCAAAUUUAAAAAUAAUCAUUCCAAUCGUUUACUAUUAAAUAAUAAUAUUGACUGAUUAAAAUAUUAUGUUACUAUAAAACACUAAUGUUGUUGGAAGCCUUCACCAUGUUCUUAAAUGUACACUCAUUACUGCUGGAAAAGUAUAUUUCUAUUAAAUGUUAAACAACUAUUUUAUUUUAUCAAGUCAUUUUUAAUAUUUAAUUACAAACACGAAAUUAUGAUAUCACUAAUUAAUUUAUUGUAUUAGAAUAAGAAAUAAUAAUCAAUUAUUCUAUCUAUGUGUAUUAGUUAAUUUUUUUUUUUUAUAUAAUUUAUGCAAAAUCUCUUGCAUGAGAUUUUUUUAAGAUAAAUUGCCUUUAUUGACUACAUACUUGGAAUUGGACGUAUGGUAACUUUUAAUAAUUGAUUUAUUUUAGGUGAAUGUUUUAUAUACAAAACUAUGUAAAUAUUACUGUAUUUUACUGGUGUAUUUGUUUGUUUGUUUGUUUUUUUCUUGGGUUACCAAAAAAUUUGGUUUAUAUACUCAUAUGUUAAUAAGUUUUUAAUGAUAAUUUUUAUCUAAACAAAACAUUUUUUUUUUGCUAUACUAUAAUAUAUUUUUUUUAAUCUCAAAUAAAUUGGUAUUCUCUCAAUCAAUAAA
Messenger RNA from Aphis gossypii (cotton aphid), 3868 nucleotides. It is a transcript of the gene Csk, whose product is annotated as tyrosine-protein kinase CSK. Bases 709 to 2031 code for a protein of 440 amino acids. Gene Ontology annotation, molecular function: ATP binding; protein tyrosine kinase activity. The record is from RefSeq and is a predicted model, not a curated record. Lineage: Eukaryota; Metazoa; Arthropoda; Insecta; Hemiptera; Aphididae. The transcript has 11 exons. Gene Ontology annotation, biological process: protein phosphorylation.